Molecule: messenger RNA, 1571 nt
Organism: Arachis stenosperma
Lineage: Eukaryota; Viridiplantae; Streptophyta; Magnoliopsida; Fabales; Fabaceae
Exons: 2
Coding region: 27-1001 (324 amino acids)
Biological process (GO): DNA transposition
Molecular function (GO): transposase activity; DNA binding
Source: RefSeq, a predicted model, not a curated record
ACACAUGUGCUAGGAAGAGAAAGAACAUGGUUGCAACACAAGAGUGGACAUUAGGUAAGCUGGUUCCUAAACUUAGGAAGCACCCAACUAUGAAGCAUAGAGAGGUUUAUGACUGGUUUGUGAGGAAGUGCGACAUUAAGCUAAACAGUACCUGCAUUACUAGGGCCUUAAAAUCAGCAAGAAAAGUAGUGAAAGGAGAUGAAGUUGCACAAUAUGCACUUAUCUGGGAUUAUGCUAACCAACUAUGGACCACCAAUCCAGGUUCAACAGUCCAAGUUGGUGUCAUUCCCAUGCCUGAAAGUCCUCCACAAUUUCAAAGAUUUUAUGUAUGUCUCGAUGCGUGUAAGAAAGGAUUCAAGGCUGGGUGUCAACCGUUGAUUGGCCUGGACGGAGCCUUUCUAAAGACCUUGCAUGGAGGACAGCUGCUGACUGCUUGUGGCCAAGAUGCCAAUAAUCACGUGUUCGUGAUUGCUUAUGAAAUUGUGGAUGUCGAAAAUAGAUACAAUUGUCAAUGGUUUCUUGAACUGCUACACAAUGACCUUGGUGACUACAAGAAAAAUGGAUGGACCUUUAUCUCAGAUAUACAGAAGGGAUUAAUCCCAGCCAUGCAGGAAGUAAUGCCAAGAGUUCACCAUCGAUUUUGCGUGUGGCAUCUCUGGAGGAAUUUCUCGAAGCAGUGGGGGAGUAUACAAAUGAAGGAGUUGGUGUGGGAAUGUGCUAGAUCAAGGACUGUGAGUGACUUUGAUAGAAACAUGAAGAGAGUCAAGGUGAUAAACGAAAGGGCAUGGGCUAAUUUGGAUAAGUGGCCGAAGAAAGCAUGGACUAAAGCUCAUUUUUAUGAGGGACUAAAAAUGGACACUAUUUGUAAUAAUGCUUGUGAGUCGUUUAAUGCAAGGACAAAGCAUGAUAGGGCGAAGCCUAUCCUCACAUUGGUAGAGGAAGUUAGGAGGAUCAUAAUGAAGACCAUGAUCGACAAUAGGCAGAAACUGACAAACUACUAGGGAAUUCUGCCUCCAAUGCAACAAAGCAGGCUUGAGGCAAUGACAAAGCUUUCUCAGCAUUGGUCCCUCCAAUGGAGUGGUGAUCAGAAUGAGGACUUAUACGAGGUUCAAGGCUGGCCAAGUACAAUGGUUGUUGACUUAGGAAAGCGUACUUGUACAUGUAGAUUCUAGCAACUGACAGGUAUCUUUUCUCAAUCUUUAUGUAAAUGUACUAUAUUAAUAAUGCAAAUUGGUCUAAAAAUAUAACUGCAUGCACAAGUAUGCCUUGUAUGCAUGCCAUAUCAUGUAUACAAGAUAAGAAUGAUAAGAGGGUUGAGGAUUACUGCCAUAAGUGAUUAACCAUGGAAUCAUACCGAAAAACAUAUGCUUUCCAUGUUAACCCAAUCAAAGGCCAAGACUUAUGGAAAAAAAUAGGUUCACCUGCACCAGUCUCCCCUCCAAUUAAUCCCAAAUCAGAUAGACCCACAAAGAACAGAAGAAAAGAUAAAGAUGAAGGAGGCUCUGGUUCCAACACAAGGAUGAAGAGAAAAUAUAACCCAUUCGAUGCAUAUUUUGUGGUGGGUUUGGACA